Messenger RNA from Tympanuchus pallidicinctus (lesser prairie-chicken), 1539 nucleotides. It is a transcript of the gene DYNLT5, whose product is annotated as dynein light chain Tctex-type family member 5. Gene Ontology annotation, cellular component: cytoplasm; cytoplasmic dynein complex. Gene Ontology annotation, biological process: microtubule-based movement. The record is from RefSeq and is a predicted model, not a curated record. Gene Ontology annotation, molecular function: dynein intermediate chain binding. Bases 1 to 426 code for a protein of 141 amino acids. The transcript has 3 exons. NCBI's taxonomy places the organism in Eukaryota, Metazoa, Chordata, Aves, Galliformes, Phasianidae.
AUGCGGCGCGUCUCGGGCUGCUCGCCGCUCUCCUCCCGUCGGCCCAGCGCCUCCCGGGCCGAGCAGCGCGGCGGGGCCGGCACGCAUCCCGCUGCGGGUCCCCCCGAACGAUUCCCGGUGGCGGCGGUGGACGCCAUCCUGAAGGCCGUGCUGGAGGGCUGCCUGCGGGAGCGGCGCUACGAGCCGGGGCCGUGCCGGGAGAUGGCCGCGACCGUCAGCGAGGUGAUCAAAGCUCGGGUGAAGGACCUGGUGCUGCCGAGGUACAAAAUCGUUGUGGUGACACACAUUGGGCAGCUGAACGGGCAGGGCAUGCAGAUCGGCAGCAGGUGCCUGUGGGAUCCCACCACGGAUACGUUUUCAUCCUAUGUCUUCCAAAACACUUCGCUGUUCGCUCUUGCAACUGUCUAUGCUGUCUAUUUUGAGUAGCGAGGUCGCAGCUUUCAGCAGCAGGAGAAAUGAAUUUCAGUCUGACUCCUGUUGCUGAGAGCAGCAGUGAAGGACCAAGGCAGCAUUCAGCUGCUCAGAAGCGUGGUUCCCCUGAGCUAUCAUUGUAUUCCCCACGGCUUUCCCUGGUUAGUGAUUUUCUGUAGGAUGCAAUUUUGCACCUUUAGCUGCUUUCAGCACUGGGUGUCCCUGUAAAGCUUUUUCUCCUUGAAUUUCCUGUGAGCUUCUGAUCCCUCAAGAAAUCAGAAUGGUUUUUAGAAGGCAAAACAAAUGCGUUUGGAACCGAUCCACACGAUGGGGCAGCUCAGCCCUGGCCCCGUGCAAUCACUGCCCUGCUCAUGCAGGGUGCCAUUGUGUGGCCAUGCAGAAGGCAGAGAGUUUUCUUGGAGAUGGCUGGCUGUCCCAUCGUUUUCCAAAUCAAGUGCCUUUAAAUGAAUCAUGUUUGGAUUAUACUGAUCUGACAUGUCUGGCCCCUUUUAUUUAAGGUGUCUGAGUGAAGUGAAAAAAUUAAAAAAGAAAUGGUCUUUCUCAGCUGCUACCUCCCCAUAGACAACAGGAGAAAUGCAUCUCUCUGAGCUCAGAAAUAUAUUUCCCAUCUGUCCAGUUGCAAAUUGACUGCCCACUGGGCAGGGUGUCAGGUAAAUGGGAAAUAAAUCAUGACUCCUCCUGUGUGUUUUGAGGACAGACAGCGGGGUCACUGUGUUACCUGCUGCAGCACUUCCCCUGCUGUGCUGCCCUGCACAGAGCAUGUGCUCGGUGCUGCUCUCGUUUUGGUACCAGCAGGUGCUUGUUGCUACCCCUGUCUCACCGUUGAUGCCCACGUCCAAAAGCUGCUCUUGGAUUUUUGUGGAACGCACACAGUAGCUUGCUGUGUUACAGCUUCUUAUGUGCAAAGACAGGAGGUAGAUGGGAGGACUCACUUCUAAAAUGGCAAUGCUAAAACACUGCAAUACUUUGUAGAAUGGCAACAAACCCACCCGAGUUGUCACUGCAGCUCCUACCGCUCAGCCUUUGCCCCUGCGCAUAAAGAAUAAAAGAAUACAAGAACUGUGCUUUAUGUCAUGAUUGUUUUAAUACCUUCAAGCAACGGCCUGC